Aspergillus calidoustus is the source of this 9283-nucleotide messenger RNA. The record is from the annotation of a GenBank genome assembly. Lineage: Eukaryota; Fungi; Ascomycota; Eurotiomycetes; Eurotiales; Aspergillaceae.
AAGGGAAGGUUCAAGAAGUAGUGUGACGGGGUUGAAUGUUGGAUUCAGUGCCAUUGAAUGUCAACAGCCUUGAACAUUCCUCGAAAAGGCUGGAUUUGACUUGGACUCUAAGGUUGAACCCCAUCUUACUUUCGGACCCGAGUGAUUGAUGAUCAGAUUGGUGGAUUGGCCCAUUUAACUUCCAUUCGACCGGAGACUUUCUGCGCAGUCGAGCCCAGAGCAGCUGAGAGGAGUCGAGAGCUACGAGGCCAUUCAAGGUUGCGCCAGUGCCAGAAGUCUAACGGUGUACUGGAUUUUACGAAACUAAACCAAGUCGGGGCAACAGCUUAGCAAAAGCAACCGAAAAAAAAUUACAAAAUUACAAUCUCAACCAUCCAGUCCACUCUCGAGGCAAGCCCACGAAUAAUUCGGUCCCUCUAUCUCCGACCCAUGCCAGUGCGGAAAGAAUAAUAAUCAGACGCCCUCGCCCCAACACUUACCAAAAGCUUGCCAGCGAGGAGUGCCAUUCUAAGAGUUCUCAAUCUCUAUCUCUUGAGACUCCCCCCCCCUCUUGUUCGUGCUUCGUGUGUAAUAUUUCUUACACCUUCUUUUCCAAGUUCGAUUACCACUUUUUUUUUUGUUCAAUUCACACUGCUACGCUGUUUGACCUAAUUCCUCAUUUUUUUCUUGGAUAAUAUCAUUCUACCUCUUCCCGCCUAGAACCUCCCUGACAGUUGCUGCUUAAUGCUAGGUUGAUUCCAGCAGCACUACCAGAUAGACGACCCCAUACGCCUCGGAAUAGACUCCUUUUCCCCCCUCCGAUUGCGGAUUAUACAUCCUUUACGUUAACAAUGCGUCCCGAAAUUGAACAAGAGCUGGCUCACACUUUGCUGGUCGAGCUUCUGGCUUACCAGUUCGCCUCGCCGGUUAGAUGGAUUGAAACACAAGAUGUCGUGCUUGCAGAGAAGCGAACAGAGCGUAUUGUGGAAAUUGGUCCGGCAGACACAUUGGGUGGGAUGGCAAGGAGGACACUCGCAUCUAAAUAUGAAGCAUAUGAUGCCGCCACAUCAGUGCAACGUCAAAUACUUUGCUACAACAAAGAUGCGAAGGAGAUAUAUUAUGACGUGGACCCAAUCGAAGAAGAACCGGAGGCUGCCCCCGAAGCAGCUGCUACCACCGCGACAUCUGCUGCUCCAGCCGCCGCCGCUGCACCUGCACCUGUUGCAGCGGCACCUCCUAGUGCUGGACCGGCAGCGGCUGUUGAGGAUGCUCCCGUGAGCGCUCUAGACGUGCUUAGAACACUCGUGGCCCAGAAGCUGAAGAAGUCAUUGUCGGAUGUACCAUUGAACAAAGCUAUCAAGGAUUUAGUCGGAGGCAAGUCUACGUUGCAGAAUGAAAUCCUCGGAGAUUUGGGCAAGGAAUUCGGUUCCACACCAGAGAAACCAGAGGACACCCCUCUAGAUGAGUUAGGUGCUUCUAUGCAAGCCACAUUCAAUGGGCAGCUUGGAAAGCAGUCUUCCUCGCUCGUUGCACGCUUGGUUUCGUCCAAGAUGCCGGGAGGGUUCAACAUUACAGCCGUUCGCAAGUACUUGGAGACGCGAUGGGGAUUGGGUUCUGGACGACAGGAUGGCGUUCUUCUUCUCGCUCUUACCAUGGAGCCAGCAUCCCGCAUUGGGUCUGAACCGGACGCCAAGGUUUACCUUGACGACGUUGUGAAUAAGUAUGCCGCCAGUGCCGGCAUCAAUCUCUCUGCACCGACACCGUCUGGAGAUGGCGGAGCUGCUGGCGGAGGUAUGCUCAUGGACCCUGCUGCAAUUGAUGCUUUGACAAAGGAUCAGCGUGCUUUGUUCAAACAGCAACUCGAAAUCAUUGCGCGUUAUCUGAAAAUGGACUUGCGGGCUGGCCAAAAAGCGUUUGUCACCUCACAAGAAAGUCAAAAGACCCUCCAGGCGCAGCUCGACUUGUGGCAGGCCGAGCACGGUGAUAUCUACGCAUCAGGCAUCGAGCCAUCAUUUGAUUCGCUCAAAGCCCGUGUUUAUGAUUCGUCCUGGAACUGGGCCCGUCAAGAUGCCCUUAGCAUGUACUACGACAUCAUUUUCGGCAGGCUCAAGGUCGUCGACCGUGAGAUUGUUAGCCAGUGUAUCCGUAUCAUGAACCGUUCGAACCCUCUACUCCUCGAGUUCAUGCAGUAUCACAUUGAUAAUUGCCCGACUGAACGUGGGGAAACUUACCAACUCGCCAAGGAGCUCGGGGAGCAACUUAUUGAGAACUGCAAAGAAGUUCUCGAUAUCUCUCCCGUCUACAAGGACGUCGCCAUCCCAACGGGACCUCAGACAACGAUUGACGCGCGUGGAAACAUCGACUACAAGGAGGUCCCUCGCGCGAGCGCGCGCAAAUUGGAGCACUAUGUGAGGCAAAUGGCGGAAGGUGGCCCUAUCUCAGAAUAUAGCAAUCGGGCCAAGGUACAGAAUGAUUUGAGAAGCGUCUACAAGUUGAUCCGGAGGCAGCACCGACUAUCGAAGUCUUCGCAACUGCAAUUUAAUACGCUGUACAAGGAAGUUGUCCGUGCCCUCAGCAUGAACGAAAACCAGAUUAUGCCACAGGAAAACGGCAAUGCUAAGAAGCCCGGAAGGAAUGGAGUGGCGAGGGCCGGUAGCCCUCGUUCCGGCAAGGUUGAAACGAUUCCAUUUUUGCAUCUCAAGAAGAAGAACGAGCACGGUUGGGAUUACAGCAAGAAACUGACUGGUGUUUAUCUCGACGUACUUGAGUCUGCUGCACGCUCUGGUCUGACAUUCCAUGGAAAGAACGUCCUGAUGACGGGUGCAGGAGCCGGCUCUAUUGGAGCUGAGGUUCUUCAAGGAUUGAUCAGUGGUGGUGCGAAGGUCAUCGUUACCACUAGUCGGUACUCCCGCGAAGUAACUGAGUACUACCAGGCCAUGUACGCUCGGUUCGGUGCGCGUGGUUCGCAGCUCGUUGUCGUACCUUUCAACCAAGGCAGCAAGCAAGACGUGGAAGCUUUGGUCGAUUACAUCUACGAUACGAAGAAGGGCCUGGGCUGGGACUUGGACUUUAUCGUUCCAUUUGCAGCAAUCCCCGAAAAUGGCCGCGAGAUCGAUUCUAUCGACUCCAAGUCCGAGCUCGCCCAUCGCAUUAUGUUGACCAACCUCCUUCGUCUUUUGGGCAGCGUCAAGACCCAGAAGCAGACCAAUGGUUUUGAAACACGCCCAGCCCAGGUCAUCCUUCCUCUCUCUCCCAACCACGGUACUUUUGGCAAUGACGGUCUGUAUUCUGAAUCAAAGCUUGCCCUGGAGACACUCUUCAAUCGCUGGUAUUCAGAAAACUGGAGCAGCUACCUUACCAUCUGCGGUGCAGUUAUCGGAUGGACCCGUGGCACAGGGUUGAUGAGUGGCAACAACAUGGUCGCGGAGGGUGUUGAAAAGCUUGGUGUUCGCACUUUUUCGCAGCAGGAAAUGGCUUUCAACCUCCUCGGCCUCAUGGCACCCGCAAUUGUCAAUCUCUGCCAGCUUGAUCCUGUCUGGGCUGAUCUCAACGGAGGUCUUCAGUUCAUUCCCGAUCUCAAAGAUCUCAUGACGAGACUUCGUACGGAGAUCAUGGAGACAAGUGAUGUCCGCAGGGCAGUUAUCAAAGAAACUGCUAUCGAGAACAAGGUCGUCAACGGGGAGGAUAGCGAGGUCCUCUAUAAGAAGGUCAUAGCGGAACCCCGAGCGAACAUCAAAUUCCAGUUCCCGAACCUACCGAACUGGGAGGAGGACGUCAAGCCUCUCAACGAAUCACUCAAGGGCAUGGUCAAUCUGGACAAAGUUGUCGUCGUCACCGGUUUCUCCGAAGUUGGUCCCUGGGGUAACUCUCGGACUCGAUGGGAGAUGGAGGCGCACGGCAAGUUCUCCCUUGAGGGAUGCGUUGAAAUGGCAUGGAUCAUGGGUCUCAUAAAACACCACAACGGUCCUAUUAAGGGCAAGGCUUACUCCGGCUGGGUUGAUGCGAAAUCUGGCGAACCGGUGGAUGACAAGGACGUUAAGCCCAAGUACGAAAAGUUCAUUCUUGAGCAUUCUGGUAUCCGUUUGAUUGAACCUGAGUUGUUCAAGGGGUACGACCCGAAGAAGAAGCAGUUGCUUCAGGAGAUUGUCAUCGAAGAAAACCUGGAACCUUUCGAAGCCUCGAAAGAGACCGCCGAAGAGUUCAAGCGAGAGCACGGCGACAAGGUCGAGAUCUUCGAAGUUCCCGAGUCUGGAGAGUUUACUGUCCGUUUGAAGAAGGGCGCUACUUUGUUGAUCCCCAAGGCACUGCAAUUUGAUCGCCUUGUUGCUGGCCAAAUUCCAACUGGCUGGGACGCUAAACGAUAUGGUAUUCCGGAGGACAUCAUUGAGCAAGUUGAUCCAGUCACACUAUUUGUCCUUGUUUGUACCGCCGAAGCUAUGCUGUCUGCGGGUGUUACCGACCCGUACGAAUUCUACAAGUACGUUCACUUGUCCGAGGUCGGUAAUUGUAUUGGGUCUGGUAUUGGUGGUACACAUGCUCUGCGAGGCAUGUACAAGGAUCGUUACCUCGACAAGCCUCUCCAGAAGGACAUCCUUCAAGAAUCUUUCAUUAAUACAAUGAGCGCCUGGGUCAACAUGCUGCUGUUAUCUUCCACGGGUCCUAUCAAAACGCCGGUGGGCGCCUGUGCUACUGCUGUUGAGUCAGUUGACAUUGGUUAUGAAACGAUUGUGGAAGGCAAAGCACGAGUCUGUUUUGUUGGUGGUUUCGAUGACUUCCAGGAGGAGGGCUCCUACGAAUUCGCCAACAUGAAAGCCACCAGCAAUGCCGAGGACGAGUUCGCUCACGGACGUACACCCCAGGAGAUGUCGCGGCCCACGACUACCACCCGUGCAGGCUUCAUGGAGUCUCAGGGUUGCGGUAUGCAACUGAUUAUGAGCGCUCAGCUCGCUCUUGACAUGGGCGUACCAAUCUACGGUAUCAUCGCCCUCACCACCACUGCGACUGAUAAGAUUGGCCGUUCCGUGCCCGCUCCUGGUCAAGGUGUCUUGACAACUGCGCGCGAGAAUCCCGGCAAAUUUCCCUCGCCGCUUCUGGACAUCAAGUAUCGCCGCAGGCAACUUGAGUUGCGCAAGAGGCAGAUUAGAGAGUGGCAAGAAUCCGAAUUGUUGUACCUGCAGGAGGAGGCCGAAGCUAUCAAAGCUCAACAAGGUUCUGAAGAAUCGUUUGAUGUGGCCGAGUACAUGCAAGAGAGGGCCCAGCACAUCAACCGUGAGGCCGUUCGACAGGAGAAGGACGCCCAGUUCAGCCUCGGAAACAACUUCUGGAAGCAAGAUUCUCGUAUUGCCCCUCUGCGUGGUGCACUUGCUACCUGGGGUCUUACCGUGGAUGAUAUCGGCGUUGCUUCUUUCCAUGGUACUUCAACUGUUGCGAACGACAAGAACGAGUCGGAUGUCAUCUGUCAACAAAUGAAGCACCUGGGUCGCAAGAAGGGCAACGCUCUUCUAGGUAUCUUCCAAAAGUAUCUCACAGGACAUCCCAAGGGCGCUGCUGGUGCUUGGAUGUUUAACGGAUGUCUGCAGGUUUUGGACAGUGGCUUGGUUCCAGGCAACCGAAAUGCCGACAAUGUUGAUAAGGUGAUGGAGAAGUUUGACUACAUUGUCUACCCUAGCCGCAGCAUUCAAACAGAUGGCAUCAACGCGUUCUCUGUUACGUCUUUCGGGUUCGGACAGAAGGGUGCUCAGGUCAUUGGUAUUCAUCCGAAAUACCUUUAUGCCACUCUCGACCGAGCUCAAUUCGAGUCCUACAAGGUCAAAGUUGAGACAAGACAGAAGAAGGCAUACCGAUACUUUCACAAUGGGUUGGUCAACAACAGCAUCUUUGUCGCCAAGAACAAGGCGCCUUACGAAGAUGAGCUCCAAAGCAAGGUGUUCCUCAACCCUGAUUACCGUGUGACAAUGGAUAAGAAGACCUCCGAGCUCAAGUACCCUGCCAAGUUCCCAUCUGUCGCCGACAGCGAGGCCGCGAGUACAAAGGCCGUGAUUGAGUCCUUGGCCAAGGCUCACGCCACCGAGAACUCGAAGGUUGGUGUUGAUGUUGAGAAAAUCGACAGUAUUAACAUUGAGAAUGAAACCUUCAUCGAGAGGAACUUUACCGCAAACGAGCAACAGUACUGCCGCAACGCCCCAUCUCCCCAAGCUUCAUUCGCCGGAAGAUGGAGCGCAAAGGAGGCCGUCUUCAAGUCGCUUGGCGUUUGCAGUAAAGGCGCUGGGGCUCCUCUGAAGGAUAUUGAGAUCGAAAAUGAUUCUAAUGGGGCGCCCACUGUCAAGCUCCAUGGUGCUGCUGCCGAGGCUGCGAAACAAGCUGGUGUCAAACAAACCGACGUCAGUAUCAGCCACAGCGACUCACAGGCUGUUGCAGUUGCGAUUUCGAGAUUUUAAUGUUUGAUGUUGACGAGUCGUACGAGUGAGAGGAUUUGCCCUGUACGCAGCAUAUAGAUUUUAUUUCUACUUCUACUUAAUAUACCUGUUAAUUUGUUCAAUCUGCAAACUCAUCUCUCAUCGUGCACUGUUCCCCGUCGGGCCGGGUCGAUGGCUAGGUCGCCCAUUGUCGCGGCGCCGCGCUUAGAUUGCUACACUGGACUUUCGAGGCACCUACCAGCUUCCUGACCACGUUCAAGAUCUUGAUUAUACCAUCGAUUGGUUGCAAAGCACUGCAAUGAACAACCACUACUAUUCUCUCUUUCUAUUAUUCCACCAGGACUUUAACAAGACACAGGCCACCGUAAAGACUGCAGCAGAGAUUGAGACGUUACAUAUACAUGGCAAGCUUACUAUGGUAGUGAAACCUAUGAGGACGCUCGACUCAGCGGACCCCAAUUGGCUCUCGGAUUGAGCUGAUAUCUAACAAGCCGCUUCAUUGGCUGUGCUUCCCGCCCGAGCGAUUCAUCAAAGACCACCUUGAGCUCGGAGGCGGGAAUCGAGUUCCCAGGAGGAUGGGCGCUGUCAGCUGUUUGUCUUUCAAGUACUUGUGUUUGAGAGGGAGCAUCUGAACCAUUGGGCUGCGACUGCGAUUGCGAUUCUGUGGCGUUUGUGCAUGACGCAGCCAAGGUUUCGCGGGCACCCGAACGGUACAAAGCCGCUUCCACCUUGGUGAUCAAGUCCGAUAGGUCCUUGCCGGAUUCGGCCGCGGAAAUAAGCUCGCUCUUCAAAGAGUAUAACUUCGAAUCGUCCGCAUUUGUCGGUCGGGACUUGGCCAUAAUUGUGGCGCCGGCAGAGCCAGGCUUCAAGGUUCCCUCUUUGAUAGGCGGCGCCUUCUGUCUCACCCAUUCACGCAUGAUCUCCCAGAUGACGGCCCAUGGGGCGUUUGUGCGGACGGUGUUUGCUUUAGCGUGGCUGCGCGUACACUUGUACCCUAAGCCACGGACUGCACCACGAAAUGCUUCCUCGGGGACCGUGGUUGUGCGCAGAACUUUUGAGAGGCUGGAAAGCGUGAAAUAUAGAGGGUAUGGUUCACGAAGGGCCGGAUUGGUUCUGGGAAUUAUAGGCGAGAGUUCAUCAAACUGGCCAGCAGCCUCUUCAUUGUUGGCAGCAGGAGUUGCUGGCUGAUUUCGGCUCUCUUCGGGGGAUAGUUCUAAGCUUAAAUCUUCUUCGAGGGCAGUCGUCAACAUGCCUUCGAUUCUGUCCUUUGUCUGGUAUACUUCCUUGUCGACCUGGGGGAGAAGAUCGAGUAUCUUUUGAACGAAGUGAGGGUGAUGAAGGGGUCCGGCCCACAUUGGACCAGAGAGAUGAGUUUUUGUGUUGCAAUGCUCGCAUUUGAUGUCUGCGCUUGGCGCUUGUGCAAACCCAAAAUGAAACAUGGGGUUUCCCUUCUUAUCGAGCUUUUGCUUAGUCGAUGUCAAUGGUUGCGUAGUCCACGCUCCGCAGCCGGAGUCACAGUUGUAGACCAGCAUUGUGUUUCCGGACGUGAACUUGACCUCAGCAGGCGACCGAUGAAUACGGACGAACAAUCGGGCAUAGUAGUCAAUGGAAAGCGAGAGCAAAGGCUCAGUCGCAAGGCCAUAUUUUGCAGCAGCCAUUGCAACAGCGUUCAAGAUUAGGCGUAGUCCACCCUCAUGCGAGUGACUGCCUUUGAUUGGCACACCCCCGUACAAGGAGAAGGCUUUCUCAGGGUAUCCGUUGGACGCCCAUACACCUGCGUCGGUGCAUGUAACGCAAAGCAGUCCUUCAUCUUUUAUACCCUGUACAGCCGCAUCUAGAAACGGGGCGGCGGUGCCGUAGGGAUCCAAAUCGAUGACAUCGAAUUUACCAACUUCAUCUGUUCUCUGCGGGUUGACUGGCUUCAGGCGGCUGUACAUAUACAAACGAGCAUCGCCGUUGUUCGUUUGAAUGAGGUUUCCAAGGCCGUUAUACUCAAUAUUUUGCUUCAUCGAUUGGAUAGCUUGACUCGAGAGAUCAUUGGCGACGACACGGGUAACGAAUGGUAUCUCCGAUGCAUAUCGCAGAGCGCGUAGACCGGAUGCAGACAGUGCAUCUAGAAUGGUGAAUUGAUGAGCAGGAGGAGAAGGAUUCAAUUGAGACGAUUCUGUCGUUUGUUUAUCCUCAAUCCCAGCUUCCUUGGGUCCACUUUCCGGAUUUCUGUCUGGCUCGCCGGGCCUUUGAGCUCCCGUCUCAUCAUCUUCCCGCUUCCUCUUCUUAUUCCUCCCGCGGGCGGCCCCUGAUGCUUUUCGUUUUCGCCGUUCAGUGUUCCUUUUAUGCAUUGCCAUAACAUGCUCUCCAUAAACGCGGAUCGCAAGCACAGUCAAGUCCCGGUUAAAUUGCUGGAUGGGGUUAUAGAAUACGGAUUGAGAUUCUUCGUGUUUCGUAUCUUGUUUGUUCCCCUGCGUUGCUGCGGUUUCCGUGGGCGGUUUCAAUAUGUAUGCUCGACCUUCCUUGAUCACCUGGUAGUCCUUGCCAUUGUGCUGCACCAAUUGGCCGGCAGAGUUGGGCGCCGGGGUGGCCGCCAUGGUCAGAGGUGAAGAGGUGAAAAGUUGCGAAAUGUUGCGAAAGCGAUUGUUCCCGGUGGAAAUGCUGGCGGAUGUAGUCGAAUCUGCCGAGUGGUGCGGGGAGUCGUAAAGUGAUAAGCGCGGACCUGGAGCUGAGAUGAGUGGUCAGGACGUGGAAGUUUUUUUCAGAUUUGCCUCAUGUAUCUGAAGGGGGCUCGUCCUGAUGAUAGCAGCGUAACCAGGAAGACCACAAGAGGGAUCGAGCCGUCUGAGAGAUCUCGAUCAUAGUGGACAAAAAAAAAUGACAGGCGGAACAGUGCACGG